CUUCAGUACAGUGCUGUACCUUGUAUAGAAGGAAGUGAAAUAUGCUUCCUUGUGGCAUUGAUAGAUGUUAGCAUUGGGGAGAUGGAGAAGUAGAAGAACGUUUGUCGGAUAGAGGACAGCAGGGGUGAAAACAUGGCGGCGCCCCUAUGAAACGGUAGUGAGUUUUCAGGUGAGCUGGUUAAAGUUUCACCUUGCAGGCUUAGUUCAUUCCUGAUCGAUCCUGGCAGAAUUAUCGGUUGAUUGUCCCAUGACGUGACGAAUCACGUUUCACGGAUUAAGGUGGGAAAUAUUUGCGAUCAAUAUUCCAAUGUGCCGGCUAAUGACCAUCGCCGUUUCGCUCUAUUAGUGGUUAGGUAUUUUGGGUUGGAAAGUGAGGUCCCUUUGCACGAAGCCGGCUGCGAACUGAAUGAAAUGGUACAAUGGAGUCUCCUAAGUGAAGGUGCAUGAUUAAUUGAAGAUUUACAGAUUGACGUGUACGCGUGAGAGGAAUAAAUUGAAGGCAUCGGUUGACGUUGGAAACCGUGAAAGCUUAUAGUUUUCGUUCCGUCGCGACGUGUGUUCUGUAAUCUACGCGACAUUUCCGAUCCAUCGUGAUUACGAUCAUGCUUGGUUCAGUAGGUGUCUGUGUCUUUCUUGUGGAAUUAAUUUCUCUAACUUAAAUGUAACUCAGUACAAUAUUUGAAAGUUCUUGAGCCGGUGAUUGUGGACGAAUUUGUUCGUUGUUCGCAAGAUUUAUGGUUUUUGAUUUCAUGCGUUCAGUGGUGAAAUUGUAGGUGAUCGCGUGUUACCCAUGAUUUCGCUGCGCGUCGAUAAUAAUGGCCUAAUUUCACGUCGGAUUUAUUUCCGUCCACAGAAAUGGCUUCUGGCGUCGUGAAUAAUGUGGGAUCCGGAAUUCAGGCGCCUCGGAGCGUCGCAAAUAAUGCCAUACCUUUGACUGGUCCUAAUGCGUAUGAAGUGUCUUCGGGCUAUCCAAGUAUGUACAAUGGAGCGACUUAUCCGUAUGCCUCGUCUAUGUAUUCCAUGUCCGGUUAUUCCCCAAUGAUGUCAUUUUCACCAAUGACUCCACGAUUUGGCGGAUAUCCAGGUUCUGAUCCUGAGAUUAUGCGGUUUAUGGCUGAGGCGCAGAAUUGGACAAGCAAGACUUUCCAGCCACUUGCCACUGUUAUGAACUCCAUGUCAUCUAUUGGAGCCAUGCUUCAGACUACUUACUAUUCACUGCAAGCUUCGGUCCAGUCAUUGGUUUACGUGUCACAUUCCAUUUCCUCGCUGGGAUCACAAUUCAGUGGCGUUCUGGGCAUCAUUUCGCUGAAAAGAGCGUUUCAGUGGAUUCAAAGAUUUAUUUAUUACGUUCUCGGGCUUGUGGGAGUCAUUCCUAGGAUGGAGUCUGUGUGGAAGGAAGCGGUUCCGUCAACGUUGGGUUCGAAGGCUGGGAACGGCGACGGCGGCAGUGGGACGCCGUGGGGAAUCCCAGUCCUGCUCAUGUCUGCCUUCUUUGUCAACUUCGUGUUUCGUCGUGCGCUUCGAAUGGCUCGUGAAGUGUCGACUCCGGAAUGGGCGAAAGCUAGUGGCAAAAACCUUCAAGGCGUCGUGACGCAGGAUUUCGCCGGAUUUCCCAACGAAGGUUGUCUGGGACUUAAAGCUGGAGCUAAAGUGCGCAUAGCGCCUUCCGAAUUCCAGCGAAAGGACCUGUUGGACCAGGGCUGGCUUUUGGCUGCUGUCGUCGACGACACCGACGGUGUCACUGGUGUCGAUUCCUCGUUGAGAAUCGGACUCGUUCCGCGGAGUCUGGUCGGGAAACCGAGUCGACAGCGUCGAUCAGUGAUCGCGAGAGAUUCGGGAGAGCUUUCCAGUGAUUGA
Notodromas monacha is the source of this 1857-nucleotide messenger RNA. Lineage: Eukaryota; Metazoa; Arthropoda; Ostracoda; Podocopida; Cyprididae. The record is from the annotation of a GenBank genome assembly.